Messenger RNA from Anthostomella pinea, 282 nucleotides. NCBI's taxonomy places the organism in Eukaryota, Fungi, Ascomycota, Sordariomycetes, Xylariales, Xylariaceae. The record is from the annotation of a GenBank genome assembly.
AUGUCGGCAUCCCAAAAACCGAUCCGUCUCCCGCCCCUGAAGGUGCUGCGCGUCCGAAACCCGAACGGCCAGCGCGAGCGGCCCUGCAUGCAAAUCAUGUCUUCAGUUCUAGCAUGCUGGGCCUCGGCGGGAUACAGCACGACCGGAUGCGCACAAGUCGAGAUGGCCCUGCGCGCGUGUAUGGACGGACCCCAGCCGUCACCGCCAAGGGGCAACGAGAUCAACUACCACCUGGCGCGCUUCAAGAACAAACUCACUUAUCCCGAGAGCAAGAAGAAAUGA